Molecule: messenger RNA, 2197 nt
Organism: Physcomitrium patens
Lineage: Eukaryota; Viridiplantae; Streptophyta; Bryopsida; Funariales; Funariaceae
Molecular function (GO): protein binding
Source: RefSeq, a predicted model, not a curated record
UUAGUUUGUAAAUGCUAAAAUUAGAUGCCGUUAGCUAGCUGGUGAAGGUGAUCGAAAAAACUACAGCGUUUCGUGAUGCUUCAACUGGUUUCUACAGAGGGCUCGGUAAAGAAUUCGGAAACUAGCUUGUUCUAAUUGGUAGUUUGAAUUAGUUGUGUGUCCUCGCAUAGCUGGAAGAUUGAAGCUCGUCUACUACCCUAACAUUGCGAGUAUUGAAGUAGGAACACUUGUGUUGUUUAUUAAUUUACUAAUUUAUUAUCAUAUACUGGAGUUCCAUCCACGGGAGUUGUCUUCCAAUUGGAUUUCACGAGAGCCGCUUCUUUUUUUGUGCUCCGAACUUAAUCGUGAUUCGCUGCCCCAAUACUUCACAUCAACUCUGCUCUUAGUGCAAUGUAUCACAAAAUCUGCUAGUUUACUACGGGAUUAUUUCACGAAACCGAGCUUCUACAGAUCCAAGAGUUUUCAAAUGAACCACUAGAGUUUCGAAGAACCGCAAUCACUCCUAGAAAGAUGCGAGAUGCUGACGUAUGGUGCUGAACGGGAAGUUAUCCUCAAGGCCACUGACGCGGAUGGUAGUUGUGUUUUAGCAUGUGCAUUGGCAGCCGUUCACUUACUGACUCAGAAAAAACCAGACUUCGAAACAAAUUCUUUCCUUUUCGCUGCUAAUAAAAACCUGGAUAAGGCUACGAACUAUGAAAAGUCAGUGCUAGCAGUAGCCAUGGCAUGGGCAAAAGGUGAAACAGGAGAGGCGGUUGAUUUGCAUUUUCAGCUUCUGGAGGAGUUCCCAAAAGAUUUGGCAUCUCUUAAAAAAGGUCAAACUCUCUGCUUUUACAUGGGGCGGACACAUGAUAUGCUACGGAUGGCUGAGCUGGUGCUUCCUGCAAACCGGGAAAGUCCAUAUAUAUAUGGAAUGCUGGCAUUUCCUUUGUUGGAAGUGGGAGAGAGAAUGCGAGAGGCAGAGGUUGCAGCCAAGAAGGCACUAAGCAUUGAGCCUCAUGAUGUGUGGAGUCAACAUGCGCUGGGCCAUGUACUUCAGUAUGAGUGUCGUUUUAAAGAAGCAUUGACAUUUGCAGCUAGUUGCUGUGACACUUGGAUCUCUUGUUGUUCAUUCAUGUACGCUCAUAACUGGUGGCAUUUAGCCUUAUGCAAGUUGGAGCUGGGUGGCAAAGGCGCCUUGGAAAGUGUUGUCACGAUCUAUGAUACUCAUAUUUGGAGCAGCAAUGCCGCUGCUAAUAACUCCCAGGAUUGCUUAAAUGCACUUGGUCUGCUGCUUCGUCUUGAUAUCAGAGGAUACAACGAUAUUGUGACUACAAAAAUAGCUGAUAUGCAGACAUGCCUGCUUGAUGAGCAAAGGUGGCAUACUGAGUGGCAUCAAGACCUCUUGAUGGUUUGGGGGCUAUCCCGAGGAGACCACAAGGAAGUGGCUCGAAAGCUGCUGCAGAACUUGAAGCUCAGAGUGGAGAAUAUGAAGGGAGAACAACAGAAGCCUUUGUGGCCCGUGAUUUCACUUGCAGAGGCGUUGUACGAGUAUGGAGUUCGCAAUUUUGGGGCUGUUUGCGAUUUGCUGGGACUUGAUUCUAAUCUAUCCAAGUACAAGGUGAUGGGCGCAUCCAAUGAGCAGCUAGACGUUUUCCAAGAAUUAUGGUGUGUCGCUUUUUUACGUGCUGGAAACCCUCUGCCAGUGGUGGAAGUUGCGGAACAACGAGUUUUGGAAAGAAGUGGAAUUCCUUUUACUUGGCGUCUUCUAGUGCAGGCAUAUUCAGCCGUUGGACAAGAAGCGAAGGCAAACAUGGCCAGUGCAUCUGUACGUAAACUGGAGGCAGCAGCAGAAGCUUUGGAAAGCUAGACUUGUCAUUGUCACUCAAAUAGUUGCUCAGUCACCUGAUGUAAUGUUGUCGAGUGCGGUAUUGUAGGCUUUGUAACAACUUCGUGUCCGUAAGGUCUUUCGAUAUAACCAUAAUAUGGAAUUUUGGCACUAAUUAGAGAAGUUUGUGCAUGUCUCGGCAAAAAGUUGUCAUUUUGGGAGGUGGGGUGAAAAUUUAGAGAUGGAAAAUGUGCUUAAUUGUAGAGGACAUGAAUAGAUUUAUCCUUAUUGUGGGUAGAGAGUAUAUUAUGUAUAAAUAGACAUCAUUUGUUUACUUUUUAAAAUAUAUUUAAAUUUAUAGAAUGAAAUAAUGCAGAUAGAUGUUCUACAUAA